GACUGGCUGCGCAGGUUUGAUGUUGACGUCGUUUGAAGUGGCUGUCAGGUGUAGAGCUGCAUGUUUUUGUAGUGUGAACUGGCAGCACACAUGAUUAUUAGUUUGGUGGAGGUGAUAGAGAUGAGCGGCUUUGGAGACUAAUGACAGCAUGAAACUCUAAGCUCGCCGGUGCCUUAGGGUUUCCCAGUGACCGUAGCUGAUCCCAGUUCCCUGUCAGUCCAGAGCUCCGGUGUCUUCUGACCGUGUGGAGGGGGAUGAGGCGGGCCGGGGGUCUGCAGCUCCUCCUGCUGCGGGCCGGGGGUCUGCAGCUCCUCCUGCUGCGGGCCGGGGGUCUGCAGCUCCUCCUGCUGCUGGCCUGCACCUCCUGGGCCACAAGUCUCCAAAUCCCCCCAGAAGUUGAACAGCUUCCAACGAUAAUUACACAAACCUCCAGUCCUAUUAUCGCUCUUCCUUAUGACGGGAAUGUUACUAUCAAGUGUGAAGCUACCGGCAACCCUCAGCCGCAGUUCAGGUGGACGAAAGACGGCGUUGACUUCGUUCCUCCGCAGCUCGUCGACCGCACAAAAGGAUCGUUUGUCGUACAUAACAAGCAGCUCGCUCAGUAUCAGGGGAAGUACAAGUGUUACGCCUCCAACAGACUGGGCACGGCGAUGACGGACGAGAUUCAGCUGAUCGCCUUAAGUGCCCCCAAAUUUCCAAAGGAGAAACUCGAUCCGAUCUCGGUAAACGAAGGAGAUCCACUCGUCCUGAGAUGUAACCCUCCAGCCAGCGUGGUCCCCUCGCAAAUCCACUGGAUGUCCAUUAAUCUACAGCACAUCCUCCAGGACGAGCGGGUUUCCAUGGGGAUGGACGGAAACUUGUACUUUUCCCACACGUUACAAAACGACAGCAGGACGGACUACACGUGUGUGGCGGCGUUCAACAAGAUCAGAACCAUCGUCCAGAAGAGCCCCAUGACCCUGGUGGUAAAAAGUGGAGCUGCCCCCGCACUCUCCAAACCCAGGAUCCUGCUGCCCUCUGGUGUUCAGAGCGAGGUAGUGCUGCUGAAAGGGAAGGAGCUGAAGCUGGAGUGUUUGCCCGGAGGAUUCCCCACUCCAACUGUUGAGUGGAUUAAACUGGGGGACAAUCUUCCAGAACGGACCAAAUAUGAGAACUUUGGGAGGAUGUUAACAGUGGCAAGCGUGGACGAGAGCGUGGAGGGAAAAUACAUGUGCAAGGCUCAAAACCUGGAAGGAGAGGAGGUGCACUACUUUGACGUCAUCGUGGAGGAGCCUCCGCAGUGGCAGAGCGAGCCGCCCCAGAGCCAGCUCUCUGUGAUUGGCUCAGAUGUCCAGAUCAGGUGCGCAGUCAGAGGGAAACCAGUGCCAGACAUCACAUGGAGGAAGAAUGGAGAGAUUUUCCGAGGCGACCCAGAGCAGAAGAAGCGCGUUAUUGAGGACACAGUGGUUUUACAUAACGCCGGUCCUGAAGACACCGCCGUUUAUCAGUGUGAAGCCUCCAACACACACGGCACUCUGCUCGCCAACGUCAACAUCCUGGUCAUGAAUAUGUCUCCCCUGAUCCUGACUGCAGACCUCCAGGAGUACGCUGUGGUCCAGGGGGGUAACGUCGUUCUGAACUGCAACGUUUUUGGCUCUCCUCCGCCAUCAAUCUCGUGGGCCGUGAAUGAGACUUCGGCGAACAUCGAAGGGGAGCGGUUCUCGGUCCUGACGAACAAGUCGCUGCGGCUCAUCAGUGCGGAAAAAAACGACAGCGGGGGGUACGUGUGUGCGGCGUCCAACUCGGAGGGCAAGGCUUCAAUCACCGCCCUGCUGGAUGUGAAAGACCCAACCAAAAUCGUGACCCCGCCCCAGGACACGCAGGUCGUCAGCGGGACGGCGGCUCGGCUAAAGUGCGGCGCGGAGUUUGAUGAAAGCCUGGAGAGCAGCUUUGAGGUGACGUGGAUGAAAGACGACGAGCGGAUCCCACUUAACUUUGAAGAAAAAUACUCCAUGACCAAAGGAACGCUGCAAAUCAUGAACGUGAACUUAAGCGACCAGGGAGUUUACACGUGUAUCGCAAAAACCAGCCUUGACAUGGACAACGCUUCCUCUUUAAUAACAGUUUUAGAUGUUCCAGACGCUCCUGUAAAUUUAUCGAUUUCUGAACUUCAAGACCUUAGAAACAUCAGCUUGUCCUGGACUCCUGGAGCUGAAAACAACAGCCCCGUCACAGAAUUCGUGGUGGAGUACGAGGAAAGCCAGUGGGAACCGGGAAGAUGGAAGGAGCUGAAGAAAGUCCCUGGUAACCUGGCAACCGCCAACCUGAUUUUACAUGGACACCUCAACUAUCAAUUCAGGGUGUACGCCGCUAAUAUGGUGGGACCGGGACCCCCCAGUGAGCCCACGCUGAGACACAAAACGCCCCCUGCUGCACCUGAUCAAAACCCAGAGAACAUCAAAAUUCAAGGCUACCUCCCUCAUCAAAUGGAAAUAAGCUGGGACCCGCUGUUGCCCAUCGAGCACAACGGGCCGGGCCUCGAGUACAGGGUGAGCUACAGGAGGCUGGGGGUGGACGACCAGUGGAAAGAGUCUCUCGUCAAAAGACACUCCUUCGUCGUCAGGAAUACGUCAACGUUUGUGCCGUACGAGAUUAAAAUCCAAAGCAGGAACAGUCACGGGUGGGGGCCUGAACCGAAAACUAUCACAGGGUACUCAGGAGAAGACGUUCCCACUGCAGCACCGCGGGACGUGGCGGUGGAGGUGAUCAACACCACUGUGCUGAGAGUUAGCUGGACCCCAGUCCCACCGGCCACAGUGCGAGGGCAUCUGGGGGGAUACAAUAUCCACUGGUUGAGAAAACGAAGCCUCCUGUAUCCGAGCAAGCUUUUAGACGAACGCCAAUCCCUGUCAUUUCCCGGGAAAAGGAAUCACGCCAUUGUGCCCAGUCUUGAACCGUUUUCCGAGUACAGCCUCACCGUCAAUGUGUUCAAUAAGAAGGGCAAUGGGCCAAAGAGCGACCCGGUCAUCUUCAGCACUCCCGAAGGAGUUCCCGACCAGGUGCCCAUCCUGACCACCUCCAACGCACAAAAAGACUCCAUUUUACUGGUGUGGAGUCCCCCGUCUGAGACAAAGGGCGUCCUCACGGGCUACGUCCUCCAGUAUCACCUCAUUAAUGAGAGUUCCCUGGAGGUGUUGGAGUCCCGGGAGAAGAACAUCACUGCUCCUGACACCACCCAGUGGCGGCUGCAGGACUUGCAGGAGGGCAGCCUGUACCGGUUCCAGAUUCGCGCCUGCACCAGGGCGGGAUGUGGACCCCCGCGGACAGAGGAGAGUCACACCUUCACUCCUAAAGGAGUGGUCAGCUCGCAGAGGGACACGACGACGCAGGGCUGGCUGAUCGGGACCAUGUGCGCCGUGGCUCUGUUGACCCUGGUUGCGCUCAUUGCCUGCUUUGUGCGGAGAAACAAAGGGGGAAAGUACUCAGGUACGCCACCACCAGCGCAGCCAAAGGACAUGCUGUCCAUGGAGCAAGUGAAAGAAAAGGAGGACCUACACCCCGACGCGGAGUCACAAGGAAUGAAUGAUGACACCUACUGCGAAUACAGUGACAGCGAGGAGAAGCCGCUGAAGGGCAGCUUGUGUUCCCUGACCGCCAAUGACGAGAUGGGGGACAGCCUCAGCCGGGACAGCCUGGUGGACUACGCGGACGGAGGAGGGGAGUUCGAUGAGGACGGGUCAUUUAUAGGUGAAUAUUCCGGACCUAAACAUCGGGGAUCUGUGAGCGAACCCAACGGACAUAGCGUACUCGCACAGGUCUGAAACGGCCGAAUCCGGAUUACUGCGAUAUCUGCCUUCCUCGUGGUGAGAAGAUAAGACUUUGAAAUAACUGGAACGGACAGAAGUUACGCGUGGGGGUUGCCAAAAGACUUUUAGAGGAGUAUUCAAUCUUUUUACACAGCUAUAAGUGGACCUAAUAUAGAUAAGGAACUCAUUUUGCAAGUUUAAAGCUCAGAACGUUUGGCGACGCACUGUACAGUUUGUAGUGCCUCCCCGCAUUGCAGAGGGGCAGCAAUAAGAGAAGAGAACCUUUAUUUGUCCCGCAAUGGGGAAAUUCCAGUGUUGCAACACACAGUUCAGGUAAAUAGAAAUAUGCAAGAAUAGAAAUGUGUUUAGAUAUUUGUACUACUUUAUUUUUUACACAGUGAACGCACCGGUUUAUAUUCACAGCUAAAACUCGUUGUUUUAAAGUCCGCCAUGUGACUUUUUGGAUGGGCGGGUCCGCAACCUGCUUGUCUCCAUGGAGAUGUUACUUAUCUGCCUGGAAUGUAUCAAAAAAUGGCAUUAAAGUUAGUUAUUGCUUAAAAAAAAAAAAAAAAAAAAAAGAUCCAGGCUUGUCCCACCGGGAAAAGGCUUCGGGGAAAACCCAGGACACGCUGAAGGGACGAUGUCUCUCGGCUGGCCUGGGAACGCCUUGGGGUCCCACCGGAGGAGCUGGAGGACGUGUCUGGGGUGAGGGAAGUCUGGGAGUCCCUGCUUAGACUGCUGUCCCCACGACCCAGCCUCAGAUAAGCGGAAGAAAAUCGAUGGAUGGAUGGAAAAACGAUGCUUUCUCACUAUGAGCGGGAUCGCCUCUCCACAGAGCUGACCUGUAACCUCGCCCGGUGUGCCACUUGCUUGCCUCCAUGGAUAGUGAUGAGUUUAAAUAAGUUCAAUGCCAUACUGCGGCAAGAAAUAACACAAAACAAUAACAGCUCUAUGGAGAUAAGAAGGUUGCAGACCCUACGUCAGAAAUGUUCCACAGUGCAUCUUUAACGUACCACUAAAUGUCACAAUAUGAAUGCCAUUUUUCAGUUUUUCCGUUCCACGUUACAAAACCAUGCUCCAGUUUAGGACCUCAUUCGUUUUUCAUUCAUGUACAUUAUGUAAAUACAAAAUAGAUGGAUGUUGAUUAUGUUAGCGUGAAAGUUGUUAAUAUG
Messenger RNA from Periophthalmus magnuspinnatus, 4957 nucleotides. RefSeq names its product neural cell adhesion molecule L1-like protein. Gene Ontology annotation, biological process: cell-cell adhesion. NCBI's taxonomy places the organism in Eukaryota, Metazoa, Chordata, Actinopteri, Gobiiformes, Gobiidae. The record is from RefSeq and is a predicted model, not a curated record. The transcript is spliced from 25 exons. Gene Ontology annotation, molecular function: protein binding. Bases 255 to 3800 code for a protein of 1181 amino acids.